GCAUUGCUAGCGCUGCCUCCUUCGGUGAUGAUGUCACUGGCUUAGUCAGGCUCAGCAUCACUGCUCUGAGCAGCCAGCAGAGCCAUUUUGGCUUCUGCAUUACAGACAACGUCAAGUCUUCUCCUUUUAAAAAGCCUCCUCCCGGAUCAAGCAGGCCUUGCUGGGCAUCCAGACACCCCUUUUCACCCUUUCUUAGACACCUCCCUCUUCAUCAGGGGAUUGAGGACACAGGGGGUAUUCUUUGAUUUGUCCCAGAACUAGACAUCCCUUGCUGGGAGAAAAUCAACAGAUCUACAGUGUAGUAAAGAGCUCAGGAGACAAAUACAGCACUGUAAAGGUGUGUGUCUGUUGGUGUAGACAGUGGGAGCCAUAAGGAGGCACCAUGGCGGGGGCCUCGGUGAAGGUGGCUGUGCGGGUUCGCCCCUUCAACUCGCGGGAGAUGAGCAAAGACAGCAAGUGCAUCAUCCAGAUGUCAGGGAACACAACCACUAUCAUCAACCCCAAAGUACCCAAAGAAACCAAGAGCUUCAAUUUUGAUUACUCUUACUGGUCACAUACAUCGCCAGAAGACAUCAACUAUGCGUCUCAGCAGCAGGUCUACAGGGACAUUGGCGAAGAGAUGCUGCUCCAUGCCUUUGAGGGCUACAACGUCUGCAUUUUUGCAUACGGCCAGACCGGUGCUGGCAAAUCAUAUACCAUGAUGGGCAGACAAGAAGAAGGACAGCAAGGAAUAAUCCCACUGUUGUGUGAAGAUCUUUUCACCAAGAUCAAUGACAGCAAUACUGACAACAGCAUGUCUUAUUCUGUAGAGGUAAGCUACAUGGAGAUUUACUGUGAGCGUGUGCGGGACCUGCUGAACCCCAAAAACAAAGGGAACCUGCGUGUGAGAGAGCACCCACUGUUAGGCCCAUAUGUGGAAGAUCUGUCCAAACUCGCUGUCACAUCCUACAAUGACAUUCAAGACCUGAUGGACUCAGGAAAUAAGGCCAGGACGGUGGCUGCCACCAACAUGAACGAAACAAGCAGUCGCUCUCAUGCGGUCUUCAACAUCAUCUUCACACAAAAGAGGCAUGACUCCGAGACAGACAACACAUCUGAGAAGGUCAGCAAAAUCAGUCUGGUGGAUUUAGCUGGCAGUGAAAGAGCUGACUCCACUGGAGCCAAAGGCACUCGGCUCAAGGAGGGAGCAAACAUAAACAAAUCCCUUACCACACUAGGGAAAGUCAUUUCAGCAUUGGCUGAGGUAGAUUCUGGAUCAAACAAGAACAAGAAGAAAAAGAAGGUGGAAAGUUUUAUUCCAUACAGAGAUUCUGUACUGACAUGGUUACUUCGGGAAAAUUUAGGUGGAAAUUCUCGCACUGCCAUGGUAGCGGCUCUCAGUCCUGCAGACAUCAACUAUGACGAGACUCUCAGCACGCUCAGAUAUGCAGACAGAGCCAAGCAGAUCCGCUGUAACGCUGUCAUUAAUGAGGACCCCAACAACCGGCUGGUGCGUGAGCUGAAGGAUGAGGUGUCACGGUUGAAAGAGCUUCUCUAUGCCCAGGGCUUGGGUGACAUCAUUGAAACAUAUCGGGGUCCAGUUGAUGACAAUGCUGGUCUGGGUUUGAAAUACUUUUCUGAUUACAAGAACAAUAACAAUACUGGCCAAGCUGUCAAUGAAAGGGGUGAUCUCUCCGCAGUGACCAAUGCCAUGACAGGGAUGAGUCCCUCUCCCUCACUUUCCGCCCUGUCCAGUCGGGCUGGAUCCAUUAGCAGUCUGCAUGACCGCAUCAUGUUCAGCCCCGGGAGUGAAGAGGCCAUUGAACGGCUCAAGGAAACAGAGAAAAUCAUUGCUGAGCUCAAUGAAACAUGGGAGGAGAAGCUUCGACGUACUGAGGCUAUCAGAAUGGAAAGAGAGGCCCUACUAGCUGAGAUGGGUGUAGCCAUGAGGGAAGAUGGAGGCACUGUCGGUGUUUUUUCACCCAAAAAGACUCCUCAUCUGGUGAACUUGAAUGAAGAUCCUCUUAUGUCUGAGUGUCUCCUUUACUACAUUAAAGAUGGAAUCACCAGGGUAGGCAGAGAGGAUGCAAUGACAAGGCAGGACAUUGUCCUCAGCGGACAUUUCAUAAAAGAUGAGCACUGCAUUUUCACUAGCAGUGCAGGUCCUAUGGGAGAAGUCAUUCUGGAGCCGUGUGAAGAAGCUGAGACCUACGUCAAUGGGAAGAAAGUGACAGAGCCCACUGUCCUCAGAUCAGGGAACCGCAUCAUCAUGGGGAAGAGCCAUGUGUUCCGCUUCAACCACCCAGAGCAGGCAAGACAGGAGCGGGAGAGGACUCCAUGUGCUGAAACUCCGGUUGAGCUUGUGGACUGGGCUUUUGCUCAAAGAGAGCUGCUAGAGAAACAGGGCAUCGACAUGAAACAGGAGAUGGACCAGAGACUUCAGGAACUGGAGGACCAGUACCGCAAAGAGAGGGAGGAGGCCAAUAACCUUCUGGAGCAACAGAGACUAGAUUAUGAAAGCAAGUUGGAGGCCUUGCAAAAGCAAGUUGAUCGUUAUUAUCCUGAAGCAACAGAGGAAGAGGAUGAACCUGAGGAGGAAGUGCAAUGGACUGAGAGAGAGACCGAGUUGGCGAUGUGGGCUUUCAGAAAGUGGAGAUGUUACCAAUUUACCUCUCUCAGAGACCUUCUCUGGGGCAAUGCCAUCUUCCUUAAAGAGGCCAAUGCCAUUAGUGUGGAGCUCAAAAAGAAGGUGCAGUUUCAGUUUGUUUUGCUGACCGACACACUGUACUCUCCGCUUCCACCUGACUUACUGCCUUCUGAUGGGAAUAAUGAGCGCGAGAAAAGCCCAUUUCCCCGCACCAUAGUUGCUGUGGAGGUGCAGGACCAGAAAAAUGGAGCCACACAUUACUGGACACUGGAGAAGCUCAGGCAGCGUUUGGACCUGAUGAGAGAGAUGUAUGACCGAGCUGCAGAGGUCCCCAUUGGUGCCACAGAGGAGUGUGACAGUGUGCUGACGGGAGGAGACCCUUUCUAUGACCGCUUCCCUUGGUUCCGCCUGGUUGGGAGCAACCUCCUAUUCACCUCAUGCCUUAGUGAGCAAGCGAAAGACUCCAUCGCCUCCCCAACCCUCUCUGACCCCACCGAGACCACUGAACCUACCGAGCUCAUCCAGACACGGCGCUGCGGGGGGCUCGGGGCAGAGCUGGAGGACAUCACAGAUGAGCUCUUGUCGGAUGAUCUGUGUUCUGAACUUGGCGAUGAAGAUGAUGACGUUUAUAAGGAUGACGAGAAGGGGCUUUGCAGAAACUCUGGAGAGAUGGAGGACCCGUUUUAUGAGCGUGCUCCUUUGUUCAGUAUAGUGGGAAGGGCUUUUGUGUAUUUGAGCAAUCUACUGUAUCCUGUUCCCCUGGUACAUCGAGUAGCCAUUGUCAGCGAGAAGGGAGAGGUCAAGGGUUUCUUGCGUGUAGCAGUGCAGGCAAUAUCAGGCUCUCUGGUUUUUCCUCCAGCUGAUGAGGAGGCACCCGAUUAUGGCUCUGGUGUGAGGCAAUCUGGAACAGCCAAGAUCUCCUUUGAGGAUCAGCAGUUUGAGAAGUUCCAAUCAGAUUCCUGCCCAGCCAGUCUUUCCCGCACUGGACUUUCCCAAGAGGAACUCCGGAUUGUCGAGGGUGAGGGACAGAAUGCAGAGAUGGUGCCAUCUGCUGAUGAGGUCAACAACAACACCUGUGCAGCUGACCCAGAAGAUGACAGCAUUUUGAAAGACGGUGUUCUGGAUGGAGCUUUGGACCAUCUGAAGAUUGGAGAGCUCUUUACAUUUAGAGUCACUGUGCUCCAAGCGUCUAGCAUCUCUGCUGAAUAUGCAGACAUCUUCUGCCAGUUUAACUUUAUUCACCGGCAUGACGAGGCCUUUUCCACAGAGCCACUGAAAAACACUGGACGUGGUCCACCACUGGGCUUUUAUCAUGUGCAAAAUAUUGCAGUGGAGGUCACAAAGUCUUUUGUGGAGUACAUAAAGACCCAGCCUAUUGUAUUUGAAGUGUUUGGUCAUUAUCAGAAACAGCCAUUCCCUCCACUGUGCAAGGACCUAAUCAGCCCAUUACGUCCAUGCAGAAGACAGUUCCCAAGAGUCAUGCCUCUAUCUAAACCAGUACCUGCUACGAAGCUGACGACCCUCACACGACCCACAGCCGGGCCCUGCCACUGCAAAUAUGACUUAAUGGUAUUAUUCGAGAUCUGUGAGCUGGAGGCCAAUGGAGACUACAUCCCUGCUGUAGUUGACCACAGAGGUGGAAUGCCCUGUCAUGGCACCUUCCUGUUACACCAGGGAAUUCAAAGAAGAGUGACAGUGACUAUAGUGCACGAGUCAGGGGGUGACAUUUUUUGGAAAGAGGUUCGUGAGCUGGUUGUAGGCCGCAUUAGAAACACUCCAGAAGCAGAUGAGACCAUCAUUGACCCCAACAUUCUGUCCCUUAACAUCCUGUCAGCUGGAUACAUCCAGCCAUUUCCUGAUGACAGACAGUUUCUUGAUUCGGACAUGCCUAGGACAUUCUAUCGCUUUGAAGCUGCCUGGGAUUCUUCCAUGCACAACUCACUCCUGCUGAACCGAGUGACUCCAUAUGGGGAGAAAAUCUAUAUGACUUUGUCUGCUUACCUGGAGAUGGAGAACUGCACACAGCCUACAGUAAUAACCAAAGACUUCAGCAUGGUUUUUUAUUCCCGAGAUGCAAAGCUCUCAGCCUCACGCUCCAUAAGGAACCUCUUCAGCAGCGGGAGCCUAAGGCCAUGUGAAGGAAACCGAAUAACUGGAGUGUAUGAGCUCAGUCUGUGUCACCUGGCAGAUGCAGGCAGCCCAGGGAUGCAGCGGAGGCGUAGGCGGGUGUUAGACACAUCUGUGGCGUAUGUGCGAGGGGAGGAGAAUUUGGCUGGAUGGAGGCCCCGCAGUGACAGCCUCAUCCUGGACCAUCAGUGGGAGCUGGAGAAGCUCAGCCUCCUGCAGGAGGUGGAGAAAACCAGGCAUUAUCUCCUCCUGAGGGAGAAGCUCGAGUCCACCCUGCUGUUGGGCCAGGAGAUGCCGCUGUCCUGUGUGUGUGAAGAUCUGACCGAAUUCUCCUCCCCCUCUAAACACCUGGGACAGGGUCAUGACCCUGACGCUGACCCUGGGCAUGAAAUAACCAAUGAGAGGCAGCGCAAGCUUGCAGCCAAGUGUUUGCGUUUGCUUACUCACACUUUCAACAGAGACUAUAGUCAUGUGUGUGUGAGUGCCAGUGAGAGCAAGCUGAGUGAGAUGUCUGUAACACUGAUGAGAGAUUCUACCUCUGUCUCUGACAUCAACACACUCACACCCUCCUCCACUUGUCCCUCACUGGUGGAGGGACGCUACAGCAGCAACACUGAGCUCAGACCCCCAGUUCCUCGAUCCCGUGCUGUGAGUCCCAACCGAGGCUCUACAUCUGAGGAAGAGGGCAAGAAGUCCCCCAAUGGAGCUCCAGAGUCCAAAUCAAGGACCCACACAUUUGUCCCUGACAUUCAGGAGAUCCGUGUCAGCCCAAUAGUUUCGAAAAAGGGCUUUCUGCACUUCCUGGAGCCGCACACUAAUGGCUGGGUGAAACGUUAUGUGGUGGUGCGCCGGCCGUACGUCUACAUCUACAACUCAGAGAAAGACACAGUAGAGAGAGCCAUCCUUAACCUGUCCUCUGCACAAGUGGAGUACAGUGAGGACCAGCAGGCCAUGCUGAAGACUCCCUAUACAUUCGCUGUGUGCACAGAGCAUCGUGGGAUACUUCUGCAAGCCGGCAAUGACAAAGAGAUGCAUGACUGGCUGUAUGCAUUUAAUCCUCUCCUUGCUGGCUCCAUCAGGUCCAAACUCUCCAGAAGAAGAGCAGCGCAGAUGAGGCUUUGAGAGGACAAGGUCAACAGAGCCCAUAAACAAAGACUAUCCCUGUAAAUAGAGUCCACUGUUCCUGUGCCCAGUCCUGUAUCUAAAGUCUGUCACAAUCCACCCUUCCUGUGUGUACCUGCACUCACCCUAUCUAGCACUAAGCACCUGUGUACUAAAGGCUCACCAUGCCGUGUGUCUACCAGGACCUGGAUGUUCAAUCCGUAACCCUCCUAAGAAUCUAAGGCCACUAUGUUUCGGAUCAGUGUGGUAAUUGAGAUUAGAAGCAUUUGCGUAGCUUCAUUUUAGAUGCUUAUAUAAUCUUACAAAAAAGCUCCAACACUCCGCAAUGGAAGGAAAAACAAUUCUGACACUUCCAGAUCAUGGGAAAACCAUUUUAAUCAGAUUUAUUAAGAUGAAUAACAAAAAAUAAAGUUGAUGGUCAAUAUAGAAAUGUCUCAGUCAUAUGACCUUACUGUGUUAUUCUUUUCAGGUGACUCCGGUCAGUAUUUAAGUCAGCCAAUAACAACUUUAUUAUCAGCUUCACAUUUCAGCUUUACUGACACUUAUUAAGGAGGCUGUAUCCUAAAUGAUCAUACUAAAUAGUAGGUCAAAAUAGCAUGACCUAUUUUACAUACGUAUAGAAUGGUAGUGAGCAAUUUGAACUUCUUAGACAGAUUCUUUCAGGUUCAGCUCUAGUGCAGGUUUUGGAUAGUCUUCAUAGAAUAUUUAUAUAAUAUGACAGAAAAAGGUCCCUGCAAUGAGAAAAAUUAAACUUUGCUCUCGAAGCUUUCUCAUAAUUGUGUGUAAAAAAAAAAAGCAAAAAAAAAAAAGCAAAAAAAAAAAAAAAAAAAAAAAGAAGAGAUGGACGGUUAUGUUUGAGUCUAAAUUGUAUCAUAAUCCAGUUUAAUAUUUUCUUAAAAUGAACUUAUCCCUAAAGAUCUUAUCUUUGGUUGAUUUACUUUGAAGUUUAUAUUAAAAUCUAUUCAAGUUAGAUAUUUAUUUAACAUGCAUUUAUUUAUUUGGUUGUGUAUUUAUUGACAAUAUUUUGAUGAAGUUUAAUGCAGUUAUCUGCAAAUGGCACUUUCCCCAAUGUGUUUUACUAACUUAUUUCCUCUGUAUCGAGUGACUCUCCCUCUUCGACCCACAGAAUGCUUUAGGAGAGAGACAGGGAAUAGGAUUUAAUGCUGUGAUGGCUGCUACUAUCUGUAGAUCACCUGAAUGUUUUAUUUAUUAGUUGUUAAAGCGAGAAAGAGCCUUCUGAAAAUAUCCAGUUGUGAAACAGAGAAAGGCUUACGACCCUGACCAGUUAAAGACAAAAGUCUGUAAAAUCAUAAACUGCAGGUUUUUAAUGAUAUAUGUUAUAUGAUUUUACUAACUUUACAUGUUUUUACAUUCUCAUUUGCUGCUUUCAUUCUUCAGGUCUCCUAAAUCAUGUCAGCUCAUUAAUCUAACCUCUCCCCAUGCUCCAGCAUUGAUAUAUUGGAGGUUGAGUUUUCAUGAUGUGCACUUGUUAUAUCCAAGUUAUUUUGUAAGCAUAUCUUGUGAUUGAUCUGGUAUGUCUACUUCUCUCAUAGAGUACCUGCUAAAAAAAAUCCAGCUUGGUCUGACCAGCUAGAAGCUGCCAAAACAGAGACAGAGACAAAAAAUCCUUGCUUGGGCCAGCAACUAACACAAACAAAAGGCAACAACCGUUAUGGAUAUAAAUAAGACUAAUCAAAGUGAUUAUGUUUGUUGUAUGUUGGACUUUUGAUUAGCAUCAUGGACUCGUUGAGAUAGUUUUAAGAUACAUCCAUCAUUUUUUUAGUAAA
Messenger RNA from Tachysurus fulvidraco (yellow catfish), 7662 nucleotides. RefSeq names its product kinesin family member 1Aa (gene kif1aa). Gene Ontology annotation, biological process: microtubule-based movement. Bases 383 to 5875 code for a protein of 1830 amino acids. The transcript is spliced from 50 exons. Gene Ontology annotation, molecular function: microtubule motor activity; microtubule binding; ATP binding. The record is from RefSeq and is a predicted model, not a curated record. Lineage: Eukaryota; Metazoa; Chordata; Actinopteri; Siluriformes; Bagridae.